CAACAAUAUAGCGUCAUUAGCAGCACACUCGCUCUGCAAUCGUUGGCGUCUAUCUGCUCCUAUUUGUCAUCUCGCAAUCGUCUGUAAUGGAUAAUUACGCUAAUUUAUUGGACAAAGUAUAUCGUAUAAGAUAUCACGAGAAGACUGGUGUGAUCGACAAAGAAGAUCCGUACAGGAUUCCGAAAUCGAAAUGGAGUGACGACCACAAGCAUUUGCCGGCAACUAACUACAUCGACAUCGUCAACUAUCUGGUAUUCAGUCCCAGUCCUUUUUGUAGUUUAUCAGACAUCAGAAACUACAGGAGCUUGGAAGCAUAUGAUAGAUUUGUAUGUGGUUGGGUACGAGACAUUGUCUCGUAUGUGCAUUUGUCCGUCGAAGAUGGAAAGGCCAUUCACGUUGUGAAGUCAAAAGUAAUGCAUUCCCAGCGCUUGAAUGAAGCUCCAUUGCACCCCUGGUUCAUCACUGAUGACACGGGCAAAGUUUUGUCAGCCCACUGCAAUUGUAUGGCAGGUUUGGGAGAAUCGUGCACACAUGUAGCAAGUGUGAUGUUUGCUGUUGAAGCUAUUGUUAGACUAAGGGAAAGUACCACCGUAACACAGGAACCAGCCUACUGGAAACUUCCAGCUUUGAUGAAAAAGGUUGAAUAUGCAUCUUUAAGAGACAUUGAUUUUACCUCUUCAAAGACAUUGAAGAAGAAACUUGACUUAUUAAUUGAUGAUUCAUCUGCUACAUGUUCAAGUUCAUCGAGUGCUAAACUUACCCAUAAGUUAGGACCUGCAUCUACACAGAAUUUUGACACCUUUCUUCAUACUAUUAAUGCAGACAGACCAUCUUGUCUAGCAGUUCAUAGUGAUUAUAGUCAUCAAUAUGUACCUGUACCACUACAACCACAAUUUCCACAAGUGAUUCCUGAGCUGUUUGAUGAAAGUCUGGUUGGCAUCCCAUAUGAUGAAGUUUUAGAACACUGUCAGAAUGUUUUAGAUCAGCUGAGCAUCACAGAAGAGGAGGUUACAGCAGUUGAAGCAGCAACAAAGAACCAAGCAGGUUCCCCACUUUGGUUUCAGUUCAGGGCUGGACGUAUAACGGCAUCAAAGAUGAAAAGCGCAAGUCGUACAUCAUUGUUGGACCCUUCUAGGAGUUUACUUCGCCAUAUCUGUUACCCGACUGAGGUCAAGUUUUCUAAUCCAGCUACAAGAUGGGGAUGCAGCCAUGAGGUAACAGCAAGGGAUGCCUAUGAGAAAUUAUCUUGUGAGCAUCACCAUAACUUCAGUGUUGAGGAAUGUGGUUUAUUCCUUAGCUGUGAGUAUCCACAUCUUGGUGCGACUCCUGAUGGUAUUGUUGACUGUAGCUGUUGUGGAAGGGGCUGCCUUGAGAUUAAAUGUCCUUACUGUGCAAAGGAUGACUUAAUUGAUAACAAUAUAGUAUACUUAGAGGAAGUUAAUGGGUCACUGCAACUGAAAAGGGACAGUCAGUACUAUUACCAGGUGCAAACACAACUAUUUGUAACAAAUCAUGAUUAUUGUGACUUUGUUGUUUGGACAAAUGAUAUUUUUAUGGAGAGAAUCACACCUUGUGUGGCCUUCUGGCAACCAGUAGCUGAUCAGGCGAUGCAGUUCUUCACAUCUGUUAUUCUACCAGAGAUUGUUGCACGACACUUCUUGAACACCACAUGUGAAAGGGUUGCUCCAGAAAGUGUUGGGGAAGAAUUGUUUUGUACAUGCAGGACACCAGAAGAUGGAAGCAAGUAUGUUGGCUGCGAUGGGAAAGAAUGUACAGUGAGAUGGUUUCACUUCAAGUGUGUUGGUCUUGUACGAAAACCAAAAGGAAAAUGGUUUUGUAAAGAUUGUUCUUCAAAUAACAAAGGAACGAAGCGCAAACACAAUAGUGAAGAGUGAUGUGUGAUUUCAGUAACUUUACCUGAUCCUUUUAACUUUUCAGUGUGACUCAGUCCUCACUGUUCUGUAACUGAGCUGGCAAACCAUGUCUUAAUGAAACUUGUUCUCAAAAGGAUAUUCAUGCGUUAUAAUGUUGCGCAUACAAAAUGUACAAAUUAAAACUA
This is a messenger RNA of Haliotis rufescens (red abalone), 2059 nucleotides long. RefSeq lists its product as uncharacterized. NCBI's taxonomy places the organism in Eukaryota, Metazoa, Mollusca, Gastropoda, Lepetellida, Haliotidae. The transcript is spliced from 2 exons. The record is from RefSeq and is a predicted model, not a curated record. Bases 87 to 1895 code for a protein of 602 amino acids.